This is a messenger RNA of Gossypium arboreum, 1365 nucleotides long. Its product is annotated as F-box/FBD/LRR-repeat protein At4g26340-like. Bases 1 to 1365 code for a protein of 454 amino acids. Gene Ontology annotation, molecular function: protein binding. NCBI's taxonomy places the organism in Eukaryota, Viridiplantae, Streptophyta, Magnoliopsida, Malvales, Malvaceae. The record is from RefSeq and is a predicted model, not a curated record. The transcript is spliced from 3 exons.
AUGGACGAAGAACAAGACAGGAUCAGCAACUUAUCGGACGAUAUUUUGGCUCACAUUCUGUCGUUUUUGGAACUAAGGGAUGCUUUCAAAACCAUGAUUUUAUCAAAAAGAUGGGAAAAGGUUUGGACUUUGACUCAUAUCAUCAACUUGAAUAACAAAUCAUGUGUGAGGCGCUUCGAUCAACGCUUGUCUCUUGACAAAGAGAUUAGACGAAGAACUACUUUCAUUAACUUCAUCAAUGGGGUUUUAUUUGGCCAUAACAUGAUAUUCCCGGUAAAAGCCUUCACCCUUUCAUAUUAUUUUGGUUAUGCAGAUUUCAUUAGGUAUAGACACAGCCCAUAUAUCAUCAAAUGGGUUGAUGCUGUAAGUACAAAUGAUCUUGAAAAGUUUGAUUUUUCUAUUUCGAUUGAUUGUACAUUUCCGGCUCUCAAUAUGCCUCCUACAUUGUUUCAAUGCCAAAACCUGGUAACAUUAAGUUUAGAGUCCAUUAAUAGAGUACUUAUCCGUUUCGAUGUCCUUGAAACGGUCUGUUUAUUGAGUCUUAAGUAUCUCCGUCUUGUUAAAGUCCGAUUUGAGGAAGAAAACACGUUGAAGAAUCUUUUAUCAGGCUGUCCUGUUCUUGAAGAACUAUACAUGGAACCCGGGGAUACCGGUUUUAAAUCAAUCCCGCAUUUUUACUUUAUUUCACCUUCAUUGAAGAUACUAAAAUGGAAACGUGAAGAAGGGUUUCGUGGUUAUUUUGUUGUUAAAGCACCAAAACUUGAACAUCUUCAUUUUGUGGAACAUUCUAUGUUGGGUUUUAGCAUGAGUGUUUCACCCUCUUUAGUUUCUGUUGUUAUGGAUAUUGGUUCAUCUUUCGGUCAUCAUGGCCAUAUAUCAGUCGAGAAGCUUUUUCAAGGCAUCUCCAAUGCUCAAAAACUUGAAUGGUCCACCCACCAUACAUUUAUGGCUAAGGUAGAGCUUGAUAAUUUACCUGAGUUCUGCAAUUUGACCCAUUUGAAAAUAGGAAGUUGCCAAGACUUGUAUUUUGUUUCUUCCAUUAUUCAACAUUCACCUCAUUUGAAGCACUUGAUCUUUGAUAAGGAUCACUUCAUCUCCGGACCAAUGACAUGGAUGCCUCCGGUGCCAGUCCCAUCGUGUUUGAUAUCGCACCUCGAAACGGUAGAAAUCAUUGCACCUGAAGGCCAAACAAGCUACGAAAUCGAAUUGAUUUUAUAUCUUCUGCAUAUGGGAAAGGUAUUGAAAAAGAUGGUUGUCACUCCAUUUUCAUGUAUAGACUUGAGGAGGAAACUGUGGGAAUCUCCAAAGGCGAGCGGAUGCAAGAUCGUGUUUUCCGAUUUUCCGGCCGGUGGUACGUCAAGAUAA